Messenger RNA from Tripterygium wilfordii, 543 nucleotides. RefSeq names its product anti-H(O) lectin 1-like. NCBI's taxonomy places the organism in Eukaryota, Viridiplantae, Streptophyta, Magnoliopsida, Celastrales, Celastraceae. The transcript is spliced from 3 exons. Gene Ontology annotation, molecular function: carbohydrate binding. The record is from RefSeq and is a predicted model, not a curated record. The coding region runs from base 1 to 543 and encodes 180 amino acids.
AUGGGAGUCAAUGGAAGCAGUAUUUGUGAGAAAGGAAGCCAUCAAUUGAAGAAGAAGAAGAGAGGAAGAGACGGACUAACAUUUAUUAUUGCACCAUGCAGUAGUCCCUCGCCAUCUGACAGCUAUGGUUCCUAUGUUGGAAUAAUGGAUCCAGCACAAGACGGUCAUGCUACUGGUCAAUUAGUUGUGGAGUUUGACACAUACAAGAAUACAGGUGAUUUGGAUGCAAAUCACAUUGCGAUUGUCACAAAAAGUGUAAUACAUCCAAUUCAAGCUAGGAGUCUCAAUUAUACCAGAAUUGACCUGAAAAGUGGAAGAGACAUCAAGGUUCUAAUAGUAUUGGAUGGGAGGACAAAGUCAAUUAGAGUGCACAUUGGAUAUGCAUCUAAUCCAAUAGGUGAGACUUUUCUUGAGGUGCCUAUUGACAUCCCAAGUACCCUGCCAAGCUUCAUCUAUGUGGGAUUCACAGCAUCAACAGGGCUUCUCACUGAGCGUCAUCAGAUUCUCAACUGGAAUUUAGCAUCAUUUCCAAUAAAAAAAUGA